Capsella rubella is the source of this 1434-nucleotide messenger RNA. Its product is annotated as probable choline kinase 3. The transcript is spliced from 7 exons. The record is from RefSeq and is a predicted model, not a curated record. Gene Ontology annotation, cellular component: cytoplasm. Gene Ontology annotation, biological process: phosphatidylethanolamine biosynthetic process; phosphatidylcholine biosynthetic process. Gene Ontology annotation, molecular function: ethanolamine kinase activity; choline kinase activity. Lineage: Eukaryota; Viridiplantae; Streptophyta; Magnoliopsida; Brassicales; Brassicaceae. Bases 184 to 1233 code for a protein of 349 amino acids.
CCUCUCUCUCAUUCACCAUGCAAUUUGUCUUUCCUUCUGACCAAGACUUCUCUCCAAACAAUACCCAAAAACUCACAUAAUUUAUCUUUCCCUCAUUUCAAGAUUCCCCAACACUUAUUUUCUCCAAGAUCAUCUUCAACUCUCUUGAAACAGAGUACUUUGUUGCAAGAACCAAAGAUUUUGAUGGCCAUAGGAAUCUUUGAAUUGAUCCCAAGCUCAUCACCAGACGAGCUAAAGAAGAUACUUGAAAAGCUUUCAACAAAAUGGGGAGAUGUAGUUGAGGAUCUUGAGAGUCUUGAAGUGAAGCCAAUGAAAGGAGCGAUGACUAAUGAAGUUUUCAUGGUGAGUUGGCCAAGGAAAGAAACGAAUCUUCGAUGUAGGAAGCUUCUUGUUCGUGUAUAUGGAGAAGGUGUUGAUGUUUUCUUUAACAGAGACGAUGAGAUUCGUACUUUUGAGUUUGUAGCUCGUCAUGGUCAUGGACCUACGCUCCUUGGACGCUUCCCCGGCGGUAGAGUCGAAGAGUUUAUUCAUGCCCGGACACUAUCGAAAACAGAUCUUCGUGAUCCGAACAUAUCAGCUCUGGUUGCAUCUAAGCUAAGAAGAUUCCACAGCAUACACAUUCCUGGUGAUAGAAAUGUGCUCAUCUGGGACAGGAUGAGGACUUGGGUAGGACAAGCCAAGAAUCUGUGUUCAGAUGAACAUUUAACAGAGUUUGGUCUAGACAACGUUGAAGAUGAAAUCAACUUGCUGGAACAAGAAGUGAACAAUGAACAACAGAUUGGGUUCUGUCACAAUGAUUUGCAGUAUGGUAACAUCAUGAUUGAUGAAGACACCAAUGCCAUUACCAUCAUUGAUUAUGAGUAUGCAAGUUAUAACCCGAUUGCUUAUGACAUAGCAAAUCACUUCUGUGAGAUGGUGGCAGAUUACCAUUCUGACACUCCUCAUAUCUUGGACUACACUCUAUAUCCAGGUGAAGAAGAAAGGAGGAGAUUCAUCUGCAACUACCUUAGCUCUUCAGGUGAAGAACAGGAACCAAAGGAAGAAGAGAUAGAACAGCUCUUGGAUGAUACUGAGAAGUAUACAUUGGCAAGCCAUCUCUUCUGGGGUCUAUGGGGAAUCAUCUCUGGCUAUGUGAACAAGAUUGAGUUCGAUUAUAUCGAGUAUUCGAGGCAGAGAUUCAAACAGUAUUGGCUUCGAAAGCCCCAGCUUUUAUCUUUCUACCCAUCCUCAUAAGUAAUUCUCUAUUUACUUUUAUGUCUACUCUUUGCAAAUAACACCAUACAAAAACGAUGAUGUAUCCAUAAUAUAGCUAUGCCAAAGCUAAAUAACUGUGUUAUUCUUGCUUUCUGAUAUACUAUGUAAUGACUGAGUAAAAGUUAUAAAUACUCAGCACAAUAAUAGUUCCACAAAAGAGUGAAAAGUUUAAUACUUGAA